AUCCUUGAUCCAUCUUAUUUUGUCCUUUUUUCUUUUGGAAGUUAUCGCAACUUUGCUUAAGUCUAAUUGAACUUAUAAAAUACUUGGAUAACUAGUAUCCCCAUGUUUAUAUACAACAAGCUUUUGAUUGCCAAUUUUACUCAAACUAAUUACUAUUAGAAAUAUGCCGUAGUUCACAGAAUUUCAUUUUUUAUUCAGCUAGUAUAUUUCAGUUAAAUAUGUGCUCGUUAAAUUUAGUAAGAGUUUGACAUGUCAUUUACCAAAAAGUAGAGUUAAGUUAAUAAUUAUAGUACACAGGACAAAUAAAUUGGUUUGGAGAGACCUCUUGGGUGGGAGCCUGGGAGGUCGGGUAGCACUCUUUGAUAUUUCAUCCAAAUCUGCCAACUAAGUAGUGAAUACUUAUUCAGAUAGUCCUGUGGGGACAUGACUGCAAAUGAGGUUUGAUCCUUAGCGAGAGCGUGGAUCUGGAAGGGGCCAUGUAAUUUGGGAGGAAGGGAAUAUAAAUCUAUGACAAAAAUAACAAAACCCACUAGAGACAUGAAAAUUAGACAUUCUAAGUCACUUUCCUACGCGUCACAUUCAUUCGAUGAUCUGGUUGGUCACGUGAUCAUCACGCAAUGAGUGUGUGCUAUAUAAGAGUGCCACAUUUUCAUGUCUCCCUAGAAUCGCUCUUUCCCUAAAGAGUGGUUUAUCACUCAAUUUGACUUUUGUCUGAAGUUCUGCUCACAGGUGGAUCACAACAAGAAAUCAUAUGAACUUUGGGUAUUAUACAUCAAUAGUCGGGAAACACUCGAUCAGCGGUUGACUGCAUAUGAUGCUGCAAUAUCUGCACUAUCCCGUCAUGCGCCCGCUCCAAACCAAGAUGCCCUUUUUGCCAGCGAAUGCAUCUUGGACCUCAUUCUCCAGAUGCUGAAUUUUCUAUCUAUGUCUGGAAAUGUUGGAAAAGCAAUUGAGAGGAUCUGCGAUCUCUUUCAGACACCAGACAAAUCUGACAGUCCUCCACAAGAUAAGUUGUUCCUCCCUGAUAUAAUUCCAUGCUUAACAAUUUCCAAUAAAUGUGUUUUCUGGGUAUGUUGUGUCUACAUGGUUGUGUAUAAACGAUUGCCGAAUUCUAUAGUAAAACAGUUUGAAUCCCAGAAAGAGCUUUCUUCCAUAGAGUGGCCACCCGCUCAGUUAAAAACAGAUGAGAAGCAGCAAGUUCUCUCCCUGAUGGAAUUGGCUGUAGAUUCAUUAGCGUCGUAUAUCGAUAGGGAGUCUCUUGAAGUUGAAUCAAAUCUAAGAGCAGCACACCUCUUUGCUCUGAAUCACGUCAAGUUUGUUUCAGUUAUUGAAGGCAUCGAGUGUAGCAGGAACCUUCUGGGGAGAUAUAUAAAGCUUUACCCGUCUUGUUUGGAACUUGUUUUAAUGUCAGCUAGGGUAGAACACGAGUUCCGGGAUUUAAGUUACGAAGGGUUUGAAGAAGCUUUAGACAGCUGGAUGGAUGAUGUUCCCGGGAUUCAGUGUGUUUGGAAUCAGUAUGCUGAGUGUGCAUUCCGAGACGGGAGAUUGGAUCUCGUGAGGGAAUUAAUGGACAGAUGGUUCCGGUCCAUUGAUUUGCCCAAAUCAGCUUCGGUCAUGGAUGUUCAUUCUUGGCUGUCAGGUUCUACCCAGACCGAAAUCGUGUUCGGGUUACUCAAUUGCGCUUUGUACAAGCUACUGCUGCAAAACGAUCUGACCGGAGCUCGUCUGGCUUUAGACAAAGCAUUGGACGCCGCGGAUAACACUGAGACUUACAAUCACUGUGUUCAGGAGAAUAUCAUGUUUCUGAUGACUACAUCGGCAGACAGAAGUGCUUUACACGUUCUGAAAGGCUUCCUGUUUGAUACCCGAGCUUCAUCUCGAUCUGAACCGUUGACCCAAAACUUCAUCCAAAACAUCCAGAAACCCAGGCUCCAGCAACUGGCAAGGAAGCUAUUGACUCCCGUCCCCACCGACCCCACCCUGAUUAACUCUGUCCUGGAAUCAUUCUUCGGCCCAUCUCUCCUCCCAAGCACCACCCACAACCUGACCGAUACGGUUGAUUUGGUCGAGAGCCUGAUGGAAAUGCUUCCAUCAAACUAUCCCUUGGCCAUUUCAGUCUGCAAGUGGGUAUGCAAUGCCGCCUCCAGCUUACCCGCCAGCGUCUCCUUCUGGACGGGCUCCAACUUAUCGAACACGCUCUUCCAAGCGGUCCCCAUUGCGCCGGAGCAUGUCUGGGUGGAAGCCGCGGAUCUUCUGUGCGGCAUGAAAAGCUGCAAGGCAAUAACUGCUAGCUUUCACAAGAGGGCCUUGUCCAUACACCCAUUCUCGUUGAAGCUUUGGAGAUCAUACGCGGACGUAUCUACGGGUACUGGAGAGCUGGUAAAGGAAGCAGCAAGAACAAAAGAUAAUAUGAUUUGCCCGCAAAUUAGUUUAUACAAAUACCCAAAGUUGGGUACGGUUGGCAAAACGAAAUGUUAAGCCAAAGGAGAAGCAGCAAUAUUGGAUCGGAGAUAGGGCAGUGCACCAGAUCGAUGACGACGCCAGGGGGGCAGCAAAGAAGGUGAUGGUGGCCGCGAAAACCUAUGUGGAGGCAGAAGUCGCAGAUGUAGAAACAUAGAUCCGCUAAUUUGAGUGUUUCAUGCAGAAGGUAAAGAAGGGUUCCAACUUUAAGACUCAAACGUGGAAUUAAACGUAGAAUGAACAAUAAGAUAAUUGAGAAUAAACACUAAUCUAUUUG
Cuscuta campestris is the source of this 2737-nucleotide messenger RNA. The record is from the annotation of a GenBank genome assembly. NCBI's taxonomy places the organism in Eukaryota, Viridiplantae, Streptophyta, Magnoliopsida, Solanales, Convolvulaceae.